UGCACGCGCCCCGCAGGUGUGAUCGACGGCGCAACUUUGGACGAACGCUCUUCAGACGUUCGAGAAGAAAAAGUUGCCGCAACUUGAGAUGACGUCUUUGUCACAUGCCGCGUGCAAAAAGUUCUUUUCGCCUUAAUUAGUUUCCCGCUGGAUGGCGUGACGUGGGCUCCGAAUCUGCAAAUGGAUCCUCGCCUCAGCGAACCUCGGGACGUUUUACUUCUCAUUUGCGCCGUUUUAAGCGUCCUGCAUGGCUGCGCGGGGGAAAUCCCACCUGGGCCCACGGCGGGGGGUAGGGUCACGGUGUUGCCCCCGGUCCAGCCGGACGGGCCCCAGGCCUACCCGGAGCCCGAAAAGGACAACUUACCGGUUUUCACCAUGGACUACCCGAGAAUCCAAAUCCCCUUUGAAAUCACUCUGUGGGUGCUGCUCGCCUCUUUUGCAAAGAUCGGCUUCCACGUGUACAACAAGAUCACCGUGUGGGUGCCCGAGUCGUGCCUGCUGAUCAGCAUCGGCCUCAUCGUGGGCGCCGUCAUGCACUCUGUCAACGAGGAGCCCCCCGCCGUGCUCACCAGCAACGUCUUUUUCCUCUACAUGCUGCCCCCCAUCGUCCUCGACUCGGGCUACUUCCUGCCCACCAGGCCGUUCUUCGAGAACAUCGGCACGGUGCUGUGGUUUGCGGUGGUGGGCACCCUGUGGAACAGCGUCGGCAUCGGCAUGUCGCUGUUCGCCGUCUGCCAGAUCGAGGCCUUCGGCGUGCAGGACAUCAACCUGCAGGAGAACCUGCUGUUCGCCGCCAUCGUCUCGGCCGUGGACCCCGUGGCGGUGCUGAGCGUCUUCGAGGACGUGUCGGUCAACGAGCAGCUCUACAUCGUGGUGUUCGGAGAGUGCCUCUUCAACGACGCCGUCACCGUGGUGCUGUACAACAUGUUCAACUUCGUGGCGGAAAUGCCGGUGGUGGAGCCGGUGGACGUGUUCCUGGGCGUGGCGCGCUUCUUCGUGGUGGGCUCGGGCGGCAUGGGCUUCGGCGUGCUCUUCGGCUUCGUGGCGGCCUUCACCACCAGGUUCACCUCCCAGGUGCGGGAGAUCGAGCCGCUCUUCAUCUUCAUGUACAGCUACCUGGCCUACCUGGUGGCCGAGCUCUUCGCCAUCUCGUCCAUCAUGGCCAUCGUGACGUGCGCCCUCACCAUGAAGUACUACGUGGAGGAAAACGUCUCGCAGCGCUCGUGCACCACCAUCCGCCACGUGGUCAAGAUGCUGGGCUCCAUCUCGGAAACGCUCAUCUUCUUCUUCCUGGGCGUGGUUACCAUAACGACGGAGCACGAGUGGAACUGGGGUUACAUCCUCUUCACGCUGCUCUUCGCAUUUGUGUGGCGGGGUCUCGGUGUCUUAGUGCUGACCCAAAUCAUCAACCCCUUCCGCACAAUCCCCUUCAACCUCAAGGAUCAGUUCAGCCUGGCCUACGGUGGCCUGCGAGGGGCAAUCUCCUUCGCCUUGGCCUUCACUCUGCCCGAUAACAUCGGCCGCAAGCAGCUCUUUGUCACCGCCACCAUCGCUAUCAUCAUCUUCACCGUCUUUGUCCAGGGCAUCAGCAUCCGGCCUUUGAUCGAGUUCAUUAACGUGCGCAGAACAAACCGCAACCUGGACACCAUCAACGCUGAAAUUCACUGCAGGCUGAUGGAGCACACCGUCGUGGGCAUCGAGGACCUGUGCGGGCAGUGGAGUCACUUCUACUGGAAGGACAAGUUCAUGAAGUUCAACACACGCAUCCUGCGUCGGAUCCUGAUCCGCGACAAUCGCGCCGAGUCGAGCAUCGUGGCGCUGUACAAGAAGCUGGAGCUGCAGAACGCCAUGGAGAUCCUGGACACGGUGUCGGGAGACCUCAGCGCCGCCCCGUCCGUCGUCUCGCUGCAGUAUGAUGUCAUCUUUGAGGAGAAGAAAGGUCCCGCUAAGCCCAAAAAGAAGUUCCUGGCCGCUGACCUGAGGAGCAUGCACGACAUUCUGGCCAAGAACAUGUACAAGAUCAGACAAAGGACGACGUCGUACACCGGCAAGCACGCGCUGCCCAACGACAGCCGCACCAGAGAGAUUCUCAUCCGACGUCACUCCAGCAUCCGGCGCGGCCUCCGCCCGGGAAGCUUCCAGGCGCCCGUGGUGCCCAAAUCGCACAAGUACUUCUCACUCCCUGCUGGGAAGAACUUGGACUCUAAUUUCCCACCUGUGAUGCAGAGCGACACAGAUGAUCAAGAAACCAUGUCGGAGGUGUCGUUCCCCGCCAGACGCUCUGGUUUCGCCCCGCCAUCACGCUCCUCGUCCAGGGCGGCGCUGCCGCCGCGCCGGCUGGACACGCUGGAGGAAGUGCCCUCCGUGGACUUCCUGGACGAAAGACGGGCGCGCGGAGGCCAACCCGGAACACGUUCCCCCUCCGGUGAGCCUCGCCGCCGCGCGGACGCGUCUGGCAAAGACGCCUGGGCCGCAGAACCUCGAGACGACCCCAAGCGGCGCCCUCUGCUCAGGACGCCUCAGGGGAAACCCAAAAAGUGACGACUGCGUGGCCUUUUAGUUUUUGUUUUAAAGGAGAACAAGCGUGCAACAUAAACUGAGUGGACCACGAACAAUGACUGAUGUGGUCCAACUUGAAAAGUUUAGGAAUUUCCCCCGGCUCAGAUGUGAUUAUUUCUUUUAUAUAUGUAUCAGUAAACGUUGUUUUUAAACUCA
Messenger RNA from Phycodurus eques (leafy seadragon), 2715 nucleotides. It is a transcript of the gene slc9a2, whose product is annotated as solute carrier family 9 member 2. Gene Ontology annotation, molecular function: sodium:proton antiporter activity. Bases 181 to 2541 code for a protein of 786 amino acids. The transcript has 13 exons. Gene Ontology annotation, biological process: regulation of pH; proton transmembrane transport; sodium ion transport. NCBI's taxonomy places the organism in Eukaryota, Metazoa, Chordata, Actinopteri, Syngnathiformes, Syngnathidae. The record is from RefSeq and is a predicted model, not a curated record. Gene Ontology annotation, cellular component: membrane.